AUUUAUAUAAUCAUAUGAUAAUAAAGAAAUUAAUCUAAUCCAUCCAUUGCAAUAAUAAUAAAGAAAGACCCAGCAGAAGAGGAGCUGUUGUCAGUCCAAGCCAACAAAUCAAUCGCUGUAAUCAGAGCCACCAAUCGCGAAUUCUGAUGGGUAAGCGACGUAGCGGCCGCCGCCGCGCCGCCGGCGACUCGUCCGUCCGUCCCUCCUCCUCUUCCGGCGGAUCUACUGACCAUCAAAAGUCCUCAUCCUGCAAAUCCACCGCCUUUCAACCAACACGACUCUCCCAGCAGAGCGGGGCGGCGGCGGCGGCGGAGGCUUCGUCGCCGCCACCGCCACCACGGCGGAGUCCAACGGAGGACACUCCGGCUCUGAGACGGAGGUUGGUGGGCCUCAUCCGCGACUUCUACAUCGACGCCAUCUCACGCCUGCCCACUGCCGACCUCAGGACGACCCUCGCACGUGGCCUCCUCGUCGGCGGCCAUUGCUACGGUCCACUCCACCCCGUGGACAACAUCAUCGCCAACUCCGUCUGGUACAACGCCGCCUUCCCCCUCCGCCCCGAGGACAGAGUUGAGGUGGAUGUAAUCUGCACCCAAGGCACGGACCGCGCCGCCCGCCGCUCGCUUGAUGGAUUGGUUGCCUGCCUCCUCCACGUCUGCCCCUUCCUCUCCCCCACCAACGCGCUCUGGCAACUCGUUCGCUCCCGUGCAGAUCUCCGUGUCGCCGUCGCCUCCGCCUCCGCUGGUUCUGCCUCUGUUCAAUGUGCUAGACCAUCAUCAGUUCUGCGCUCCACGGAGCGAGAGGUUGUCAAAGCUGCCUUUCAGAUGGCUGCUGAGGCAGCAAAGCAUCCCAACCCUGCUGCCUUUGCUCUCUUUGCGUCAUCAGGGCUUCCUGAUGUCUCCCGUUUGCUAGCCAGCAAGCGCGGCCUCUCCAGUCUCGACAUCCGUCGCCUCUCCAGUGUUCUGCCGCAUUACCCCCUAGCCAACGAACUGUCCUCAUGCCUUCCUCCACCAGAUCCGAGCCCAAGGAUCAGCCAGUACAUCUCCACCAGGAAGAAAGGUGCCAUAAAAUGGUGUAAUUCGUUGCUUCAAAUAGUAGAUGCUGCACUUUGCAAGUUCGCCAGCAAAACUGGGCUACACUAUGAGCUUCAUACCAUAUAUGGUGAUAGCUUACUGACUGAUGAGGACUUCUAUGACUAUUAUCAUAUCAAUUUCAUGGGGCUACCAAAGGACGAUCGCAGCUCUAGUUCUGGUGCAGAACCUGUACGUGCCCUGUUUUUCUUUGCCGAAGCACCUCGUCCUGGACGCCACGACUUUCGGGAGGAGGAUAUCUCCAUUUGCUGCCUUGUUGAACCUUCACCACCGGAUGUUGAUAACUGCCACGCAUGCCUGGUGAAAAAAUACAAAAUCAAUCACCCUAGUGCUGAUCCUGUAGAUGACACUCAUGAUCUUCGCUUUGGUGGGCAUUGCUAUGGGACUGGUGCAAUUGAUCAUGACUGGAGUUUUCGGUCAACUAUGAUCGUCGACUACCUUUUUUUUGAUUCUGACAGGGAUAAUGGUCUCGUGGAAUACCUGCACAAUUAUUUUGCUCUCGUUGAUGCCAACUGUUCACGUCUUAAGGACAAAUGAAAAUAAUGGUCCUAAUAGAGUUGGAAGUUACUGCAGACAACUUAGUCAUGACCUGCCUUGGGUAAAAUCUAGUAUUUGGCAGAAUUGCUGAACCAAUGGCAAACUCCCCGUUGCAAGAUCCAAAGGGUUUUCUUUUGCCAAGUAAAAGGGUAACUCUGAAGGUGGGCUGCUGCUUUGGUACCACAAUAAUACUUUUACUUACCAAUCCAACCCUUCGUCACUGAGUAGCAGCAGCUAGAAGGUCUACUUCAAAAUAUCAAUUUGCAACAUUUAUGUUUAUUUAUGUCAAGCCUCCUGCUGGUUAGGCUCUAGUCCUUUUUGUAUGGUCAGUAUCGAUGGCUGUUAUGAAGUCAAUUAAGGAGUUACCGUGUCCUAGUUUGCUGGGCCAAUAAGGCCAUAUAUAGGGGCAUUGUUUCUUCAUUGUACUGAUCAAAAGCAAACCACAGACGAACCGGUUUAAUUUUUGGCACUGUGUUUGGGCAA
This is a messenger RNA of Sorghum bicolor (sorghum), 2111 nucleotides long. RefSeq lists its product as uncharacterized. The transcript is spliced from 2 exons. Lineage: Eukaryota; Viridiplantae; Streptophyta; Magnoliopsida; Poales; Poaceae. The record is from RefSeq and is a predicted model, not a curated record. Bases 147 to 1628 code for a protein of 493 amino acids.